This is a messenger RNA of Cylicocyclus nassatus, 1029 nucleotides long. Lineage: Eukaryota; Metazoa; Nematoda; Chromadorea; Rhabditida; Strongylidae. The record is from the annotation of a GenBank genome assembly.
GUUUGCCUUUACAAGCAGUGAACUGGCCGCCCCCAUUGCCUCUGACGAAUCAUGCCCAACAUGUUCCUCUUCUUUUUCUUUAUUCCAGUGGCAGCAGCACAAAUAAAUCUUGGUCAGUUCUCCUUAAAUCCUUCCCCUGAAGGUGGAUUCAAUCUUGGCUUAAGCCAAGGUGGGAACAUUCUCGGAUUUGGUGGCCAUCGUGCUCUGGGUGUUUCUGGAAAUCCAGCUGGAGUUGGAGUGAGCGGAACCGACAAUGUGAUCAUUGCCAACGAAAGGAUCGGCGUUGAUUCCGGUCUCGGCGUGAGACAAGGUCGAGGGAUUGACCUGGGUAGUAUGCUUCAGUUCGGGAAUAAUCCGAGUCCAAUGCAACCAGGAGGUCCAUUGGGAGGCUUGUUGGCCAAUGUGAAGAACUUCUUUGACAGUUUGAUUCCACAGCCUGUUUUCCAACCUCCAAUGCCUCCACCCCGACGCCGACCAAGGCCAAGACCAGCAACAAGACCUCGACGGCCACCUCCUCCUCCACCUGAAGAAGAUUACUGGGAGGGACCAGAGAAUGCCGUCCCACGGGGACCGCCUGGUAUCCCACAGCCGGGACAGGGAUCUUGGCCGAGAUCAGCCGCACCACUACCUGAGCACCCAAUAUGGCAAAUUCCUUCACAAGGACAAAGUCAAGGAAUGACUUCGCCCCAAGGACCUACACCGAUUUCUCGAAACCAGAGGAUAUCAACAGAAGGAGGGGUGGGACCAGGUAAAUCAGAUCAUCCCAGUCAUUUAAUUCUAGCUCAAAAGACCGAUGGUUUCUUGCCUCGACCAUGGGAAACCGAAGAAAGCAGUGGACCUGUCGAUGGUAGUGCUACUCCAAUGCGACCUACGACUUCUCCAAAUAGCGAGUUUCCCACGCUUCUUCCUGAACGUUCAGCAACCCCACCGCUGAUCCCUGAAGCCAUAGAAGCACCAGAUGCACUCGAAACAAAAGAUCGACCACGACAACUUCCUGGCAUGGUAGAGAUGUCUCAUCACCCAUCAUAA